AUGUGGACCGCGGACGAGAUUGCACGGCUAUGUUACGAGCACUACGAGACCCGGCUGCCCAAGCGGGGGAAGCCGGAGCCCGACCGCGAGUGGACGUUACUAGCGGCAGUGGUGAAGGUGCAGCCCACAGUGGACCUUGCCUGCAACGGCCCAGACAGACCUAUGCAAGUGACAAAGGAAGUGGUCUCCAUGGGAACAGGAACGAAAUGCAUCGGCCAGUCCAAAAUGAGGAAGAGCGGAGAUGUCCUCAAUGACAGCCACGCUGAGGUCAUCACCAAGAGGAGUUUUCAAAGGUACCUCCUCCAUCAGCUGCAGCUGACCGCGGCCGGGCAGGGGAAGAGCAUCUUCGUCCCGGGGACGCGGAAGGGGCAGUGGAGACUCAGGCCCGGCCUCUCGUUUGUCUUUUUCUCCAGCCACACGCCCUGUGGCGACGCCUCCAUCAUCCCCAUGCUGGCGCCGGAAGAUCAGCCGUGCCAUCCGGUUGGUGGAGAGGACGCCUGGACCCCCACCAGGGAGACCGUCACCUGCGAAGACCCCGACGAGCCUGCGAACAAGAGGAUGAGGCGUGAUCCCGGGCCUCCUGCCUCGGAAGCUGCCCGUGGCGCGGGCCACACAGGAGACAGUGGCCAGGCCCCGUCUAGUCCCGGCCGGCCCGCAGUGGUGGACGUGUAUCGGACAGGGGCCAAGUGCGUGCCCGGGGUGCCCGGGGACUCACGCCUGCCCGGGGCCGCCUACCACCAAGUGGGGCCACUCCGGGUGAAGCCAGGCCGGGGGGACAGGACCUGCUCCAUGUCCUGCAGUGACAAGCUGGCACGGUGGAAUGUGCUCGGGUGCCAGGGAGCACUGCUGAUGCACUUCCUGGAGGAGCCUGUCUACCUGUCCGCCGUGGUCAUCGGGAAGUGCCCGUACAGCCAGGAGGCCAUGCAGAGAGCACUGACUGGCAGGUGUCAGAACGUCUCAUCUUUGCCCAGCGGCUUUGAAGUUCGAGAAGUGAAGAUCGUGCAGUCCAGUGAGCUGUUUGCGCAGAGCCGCCGCGCGGUGCAGGCCAGGAGGGCCGAUGGUGCGGGUCGGCUGGUUCCCUGUGGGGCUGCCAUCAGCUGGAGUGCAGUUCCCGAUCAGCCCCUGGACGUCACUGCCAACGGCUUUCCCCAGGGGACAACGAAGAAAGGGAUGAGAAACCUUCAGGCCAGAUCCCAAAUCUGCAAAGUAGAGCUCUUUCAGGCAUUCCGGAAGCUACUCGCCAGCAUCCCUGAGGACCAGUGGCCGGACUCGCUCAGGGCGCAGACGCUGGAGACAUACCAGGACUACAAGGAUGCCGCCUCUGCGUACCAGGAUGCCUGGAGCGCACUCCGGAAGCAGGCCUUCGCCUCCUGGCUCAGAAGCCCAGCCGAGUACCAGCAGUUCCGAUGAGAUGGGAAGCAUGCGGGCCUCCAUGUCUGGGAGCCACUUCCUCCC
This is a messenger RNA of Sorex fumeus (smoky shrew), 1455 nucleotides long. RefSeq names its product adenosine deaminase tRNA specific 1 (gene ADAT1). Gene Ontology annotation, molecular function: adenosine deaminase activity; RNA binding. Gene Ontology annotation, biological process: RNA processing. The transcript has 9 exons. NCBI's taxonomy places the organism in Eukaryota, Metazoa, Chordata, Mammalia, Eulipotyphla, Soricidae. The record is from RefSeq and is a predicted model, not a curated record. Bases 1 to 1410 code for a protein of 469 amino acids.